AUGGAAGGUGCUUCGCUCCGCGACGUGCGAUCCCGCUCCAUGGGUCGUCUCGUCACCAUUCGCGGCAUGAUCGUCCGGGCUUCUGACGUGAAACCCUCCUGCGUCGUGGCGACCUAUUCCUGCGAUGCCUGUGGCAUCGAAGCCUACCAGGUCGUCCAGGGUAAACGCGAGUUUAUGCCUCCCAAAUCGUGCCCGUCGCCCCGUUGUCAACAACACUCCCGGCAAAAGGAAACCCUGCACCUCCAAACUCGCGGAUCCAAGUUUGUCAAGUUUCAGGAACUGAAACUCCAAGAACUGCCCUCACAAGUGCCCAUGGGGCACGUGCCGCGUUCUAUGAGUGUCUAUGCCCGGGGUGAAUUGACCCGCUUGACCUCGCCGGGGGAUGUGGUUACCCUAGACGGCGUCUUCUUGCCGCAACGAGUCGCCGAAAGCGGUUAUCGUGCCAUGAAGGCCGGCUUGAUUUCCACCACGUACCUCGAGGCGCAGAACAUUCUCGUCCACAAGAAAUCGUACGACGAAUCGUUACUGGAUAGUCUGCCCGAAGAAGAAAGUAUCAAGCUAGAUAAGGAAAUUAUGGACGUGGCGACUGGGGACGACCCGAUCGGUCGCUUGUCGUCUUCGUUAGCGCCCGAGAUUUUUGGACACGAAGACAUCAAACGGGCGCUCUUAUUACAGCUAGUGAGUGGCUGCACACGGACACUACCUGACGGAAUGCGGAUUCGUGGGGACAUUAAUAUUUGCCUCAUGGGUGAUCCGGGAGUCGCUAAGUCGCAGUUGCUCAAGCACGUGGCGUCGAUUGCGCCGCGGGGAGUCUACACGACAGGCAAGGGGUCGUCCGGUGUGGGGCUGACGGCCGCGAUUACCAAAGACAUGGCCACUGGCGAAAUGGCCCUGGAAGGGGGCGCCUUGGUCCUAGCGGACCGUGGCAUCUGCUGCAUUGACGAAUUCGAUAAAAUGGAUGAGAGCGAUCGUACCGCCAUUCAUGAAGUCAUGGAGCAGCAGACGGUCAGUAUCGCCAAGGCCGGUAUCGUAGCGACCUUGAACGCGCGAGCGGCCGUACUCGCGGCGGCGAAUCCUCUGUACGGGCGCUACAACCGCUCCAAAUCGCUAUCGGAAAAUGUUAAUUUGCCAAAUUCGUUGCUCAGUCGCUUCGAUUUGCUGUUUCUGGUUUUGGAUAUUGCCGAUGUGGACAAGGAUAUGGCUUUGGCUCGGCACGUUACUUUUGUCCAUCAAAAUGAAGGCGUCAGCGUCAACGGAACUGAUAACGGAAACACUAAUAGCGAGGACGAUAAGCAUUCUGUUUGUACACCUCAACUCCUCCGCGAAUACAUUGCCCGCGCACGGCGUCAUCAGCCGGUCAUGCCACCGGAAGAUGCGCCAUACGUUGUGGAAGCCUACGUUUCGCUUCGAAUGCAAGAUCGUCCAGGUGCACGCGGUAGUCAGAAACAAAAUGAUCAAACGGUCAUGACCGCGCGUCAGCUGUUGUCGAUUUUGCGAUUGAGUCAAGCCCUCGCACGUUUGCGCUUCUCGGAUUAUGUGGCCCGGGAGGAUGUGGACGAAGCGAUUCGUUUGACCCAUAUGAGCAAGGCCAGUCUCCUGGAUGAGGAUCACGACGACGGCACCGGUCGAAAGCGUGGUCGUGGCGAGGACGUCAUGUCACGAAUUUUUCACAUCAUUCGUGACUAUUCUUCUGUUUCAGGCUCGAAAGAAGUAGAACUCAAGCUUGCCGAGGCCAUGGUUCUGCGCAAGGGUUUUACGACUCAGCAACUGCAGACAUGCUUGGAGGAGUACGAAGCCUUGCAAGUAAUUCAGAUCAAUCGUACCAGAACGCAUAUCUACUUUAUCGACGGCAUGUAA
Molecule: messenger RNA, 1857 nt
Organism: Phaeodactylum tricornutum CCAP 1055/1
Lineage: Eukaryota; Bacillariophyta; Bacillariophyceae; Surirellales; Neidiaceae
Gene: MCM7
Exons: 1
Coding region: 1-1857 (618 amino acids)
Biological process (GO): DNA strand elongation involved in DNA replication; DNA replication initiation; double-strand break repair via break-induced replication
Cellular component (GO): MCM complex; nucleus
Molecular function (GO): single-stranded DNA helicase activity; ATP binding; single-stranded DNA binding
Source: RefSeq, a predicted model, not a curated record